CCCCGAGCCCCGAUCCAGCCAGCUCGCUCCGGCUCGCGCCGGCCUAGGCCUAAGCCCGCCCCCACUCCGCCCCGCCCCCCAGUGGCCGGGGUGCUGGAGGUGCUCCGUCGCGACCCUCUGUACCCCGGCGAACAUGGCGCUGCGAGCGGCUCGGACUCUGCGGGCUGCAGUCUCCAACCUACGCGCCGUCUCUGCACCCGCAGCGCCCUGCCUGCCGCGGCCUUGGGGGCUGCAGGCGGGCGCCAUCCGGUUGCUGCGCACCAGCCCUGCUCUGCUCUCGGUGCGAAAAUUCACAGACAAACAUGAAUGGAUAACAACAGAAAACGGCAUUGGAACAGUAGGAAUCAGCAAUUUUGCACAGGAAGCUUUGGGAGAUGUUGUUUACUGUAGUCUGCCCGAAGUUGGGACAAAAUUGAACAAACAAGAAGAGUUCGGUGCUUUGGAAAGUGUGAAAGCUGCUAGUGAACUCUAUUCUCCUCUAUCAGGAGAAGUAACUGCAAUUAAUGAAGCUCUAGCAGAAAAUCCAGGACUUGUCAACAAAUCUUGUUAUGAAGAUGGUUGGCUGAUCAAGAUGACACUCAGUAACCCUUCAGAACUGGAUGAACUAAUGAGUGAAGAAGCAUACGAGAAAUACAUAAAAUCUAUUGAGGAGUGAAAGUGGAACCCCUAAAUAAACUAGUUUGAAACAACUUAAUCUAGCACAGUUGUCUUAAAUUAGUGGUGGAUAGAUUUUUAAAAAGCAACUUUUAGCAAAAGAAACUACUUACAACAAUGUUACCAGAAAAAAAUACCCCUUAACUUCCUAAUAACUUCAAAUAAACACUAUGCAUCUUUUGCACAGCACUCUAUGAUUUUUAGACUAGGCUCCAGUUAGAAUAUUCAGAAUUCUUGAAAUUAUCUUUGGUAAAACUACUUAGAAAAUUACAUAAUUCAAGGAUAACACUGUUCCCUUAAGCCUUAUAUAUAUAUAUAAUAUUGUAACUUGCUUGCCGCCCCUGGAUUUGGGUCAAAGUACUUAAUGAACUUUCCACUGGAAAUAACUGGCUUUGGAGAAAAAUUUUUGUUAGUUGUACAGUGUCAAUGAAGAACAUUACUAUCUUAAUUUCGCCAUAUAUUGUGUUUGCUGGUGCUAUUUUUAUACAGUGAAGCAACAGUCUUGCAGAAAAAUAAGGAAACGUUUAAUAAAAUAUUCAACUUGA
Sus scrofa (pig) is the source of this 1199-nucleotide messenger RNA. RefSeq names its product glycine cleavage system protein H (gene GCSH). Gene Ontology annotation, biological process: protein lipoylation; glycine decarboxylation via glycine cleavage system. Gene Ontology annotation, cellular component: mitochondrion; cytoplasm; glycine cleavage complex. The record is from RefSeq and is a predicted model, not a curated record. Lineage: Eukaryota; Metazoa; Chordata; Mammalia; Artiodactyla; Suidae.